CUAGUGGUGCACUUCUGGCCUCUGUUUUGAGUCCGCGCUCAAAGGGGCCAAAGUGCUAGGACUCACAGUUGGGCGGAGCUUGGGUUGGGAGUGAGACAGCAUAGCAGCCCAGGCUGGUCCCUUGAGUGCAGCUCAAAGAAGGGGACGGGGGAGGGCGUCACUGUACAACUGUGGCCGCGUGGGACCUGGGCUUGCUUCUUCUUGGAGGCUGUAAAGCUGCAAGCUUUGCCGUGCACGAACUGGAGCUGGAGAAACAGGCCCCCACUCCAAGGAUGGGAGGAUGACUGAAGUGUCUGCAGAUGGCACUGCCUGGGCACCAGAAGGGGAGAGGUCUCUGAGGAUCCCCAGGGGGAAACUCCUCCUGGGAGUAAAACCACACAACCACUGAGAAGAGCGCUCCGGCAUCCUAGAGAGGACGCGUGUGAGUCUGGGUGCAAGGCCAACGUAGUGACGCACUUCCGUUCACGAACCGCUUUCUGUUUUUCCUGAGGAGAUGGUGACCUUUGAGGAUGUGGCUGUGCACUUCACCAAGACAGAAUGGACUGGCCUUUCUCCUGCCCAGAGGGCCCUGUACAGAAGUGUGAUGUUGGAGAAUUUUGGGAACCUGACUGCUUUGGGGUACCCAGUUCCCAAACCUGCACUGAUCUCACUUUUGGAGGGAGGGGACAUGGAUUGGGGCCUGGAAGCACAGGAUGAUCCCCCAGCAGAGAGGACGAAAAACGUCUGUAAAGAUGUUGAGACCAACAUUGACAGUGAGUCCACAUUAAUCCAGGGAAUUUCUGAAGAAAGAGAUGGGAUGAUGUCACAUGGUCAGCUGAAGAGUGUCCCUCAGAGAACUGACUUCCCAGAAACAUGUAAUGUGGAAAAGCACCAGGACAUCCCCACAGUGAAAAAUAUCCGAGGAAAGGUUCCAAGAAUUCCCUGUGCAAGGAAACCUUUCAUAUGUGAGGAGUGUGGGAAAUCCUUCAGCUACUUUUCUUACUAUGCUAGACACCAGAGAAUCCACACUGGGGAGAAACCCUUUGAGUGUAGCGAAUGUGGAAAAGCCUUUAAUGGCAAUUCUUCGUUAAUUCGGCACCAGAGGAUUCACACUGGAGAGAAACCCUAUCAGUGUAAGGAGUGUGGGCGAGCCUUUAAUGAUAAUGCAAAUCUGAUCAGGCAUCAGAGAAUCCACAGUGGGGACAGACCCUAUUACUGUACAGACUGUGGGAAUAGUUUUACCAGUAGUUCCGAGUUUGUUAUACAUCAGAGAAUCCACACUGGGGAGAAACCCUAUGAGUGUAAUGAGUGUGGCAAAGCUUUUGUUGGUAAUUCACCCCUACUUCGGCAUCAGAAAAUCCACACUGGAGAGAAACCCUAUGAAUGUAAUGAGUGUGGCAAAAGCUUUGGAAGGACUUCCCAUCUAAGCCAACAUCGGCGUAUUCACACGGGGGAAAAGCCUUAUUCUUGUAAAGUAUGUGGACAAGCCUUCAAUUUUCAUACAAAACUAACUCGGCACCAGAGAAUUCACAGUGAGGAGAAACCCUUUGACUGUGUAGAUUGUGGAAAAGCCUUCAGUGCUCAGGAACAAUUAAAAAGGCAUCUGAGAAUUCAUACUCAGGAGUCUUCCUAUGUAUGUGAUGAGUGUGGAAAAGCCUUCACUAGCAAAAGAAAUCUUCAUCAGCAUCAAAGAAUCCAUACUGGAGAGAAACCCUAUGAGUGUAGCAAGUAUGAGAGGGCCUUUGGGACUUCUUCCCAGCUAGGUCACCUUGAGCAUGUCCACUCUGGAGAGAAGCCUGUGCUGGACAUUUGUCGUUUUGGCCUCCCGGAAUUUUUUACCCCCUUUUACUGGUAGUAGUACACUCCAGUGAAAUGUACUGAGUGGAUUCCAUGUUCUGCUCAGGAAUGGAAUGUGUGAUACAGGCCUGACUCAGCCUCUGAUCCAUCCCUCAAGCCACAGUUACUGAUUCAGAUGUCAGUAGAUGACCAAAGAUGGUCCAAUUAGAGUCCCAGGAUUGCAAGAGCUAAUGGGAAGAAAUGCUCUCCCCCCACCCACCCCCAUUGGUUUUAACACUGAGAAGAACUCAUAGACUCUCACAGAGGCGAGAAUGAAGUCCACACAGCAAAAAAUGCAUCUGAGAAUUGGAGAGCAGUCAAAGACUGAAGAUAAUGUUUGAACAGCCACAUUAAACCAUGCCUGAAGCUAAAAAUACAUACAGGUUUUUGAAUUGUAGCAGCCAAUAAAUUCCAUUUUUGUUUGGUUGGUUUUGGCUUUGGCA
Molecule: messenger RNA, 2258 nt
Organism: Nomascus leucogenys (northern white-cheeked gibbon)
Lineage: Eukaryota; Metazoa; Chordata; Mammalia; Primates; Hylobatidae
Gene: ZNF19
Product: zinc finger protein 19
Exons: 5
Coding region: 494-1834 (446 amino acids)
Biological process (GO): negative regulation of transcription by RNA polymerase II; regulation of cytokine production; regulation of immune system process
Molecular function (GO): DNA-binding transcription repressor activity, RNA polymerase II-specific
Source: RefSeq, a predicted model, not a curated record